AUGAAGACGUUGCGAAGGCGUAUCGACAAGCGCGUAAUCCCAUUCCUCUUGUUGGCCUACUUGAUGAACUACCUUGACAAGAUCCUGCUCAACUAUGCGAAAGUCAUGGGCCUCACUAAGGACCUCAAGCUCAUAGGCAAUGACUACACGAACGCGUCGUCGGCAUUUUGGAUCGCUGUCCUCUUCGCAGAAUUUCCGAACAUAUACUUUCUGCAACGACUACCUGUUGGAAAAUGGCUGGCGUUCUGCCUCUUCGGGUGGUCUUGCGCUACCGCUUGUACGGCUGCCUGUACAGACUAUUCCGGACUGGUCGCCGCUCGCGUGUUUUGUGGCCUUUUCGAAGCUGGUAUUCCGCCAUCAUUGAUGCUGAUCAGCAGCCAAUGGUAUACCAAGAAAGAGCAAAUCGUUAGAUUUGUCUGGUGGUAUAUGGGGACAGCCGGCGGUCUUGUUUUAGGAGGGUUCCUCUCUUGGUGUUUUCAGCAGAUCGACAGUGCUGCACCGAUUGCAAACUGGAAAAUUAUGUAUAUUGUCCUCGGGCUGGUCACUUUUGUGCUUUCCAUAUUGGUCGCACUUCUUAUCCCAGACACACCCAUGGAGGCUGGUUUUCUUUCUGAUCAAGAGAAGAUCUCUCUCCUGGAGCAUGUCAAAACUAACCAGACCGGUAUUGGAAAUCGUCGAUCUUUCUCAAUGGCACAGCUCAAGGAAGCCUUCAUGGAUUUCCAGCUCUGGUGUCAAUGGCUGAUCAUGCUGCUCGAAGGCGGCGGAGGUGGUGUUAUCACCACAUAUAGCGCCACCCUCAUCGUGGAUUUCGGAUAUAAUUCUAAACAAUCGGCUUUGCUCAGCAUGGGUGGGGGUGCAGUCAGCAUUACUGUCUGCUUGCUCACGUCUUAUGGUGCAAGAUACUUUGGCCACCGGUGGUUUUUCUUGAUCCUCAUCACUAUUCCUAGCCUGACUGGGGCGGCCUUGAUGGCGUACCUGCCCAAAUCCGACAAAACCAGCUUGUUAGCUGGUAUCUAUCUCGUGGACGCCAUCUUCGCCGCUGUGCCAAUUCAGUUCUCUUGGGUUACUGCCAACGUUGCUGGACACACCAAGAAAGCGUGUGCCAUGUCCCUUUUGAACGCGGCCUUUGCCAUCGGCAACAUCAUUGGUCCCCAGACAUUCCAGGCUCAGGAUGCGCCGGAUUAUACCCAAGCGAAGGCUGCCGUCAUGUGUUUUCAGAGUGUUAUUGUUGUUCUGGCUAUUGUGCUGCUUUUGUACUUCAAGACUGUUAACAAGAAGCGAGACCAGAAGAGCAGCGCAGCUGGAGAAGACAUUACAGACAUCCAAGCUUUCGCUGGCCUUACAGACAAGCAGAAUCCGCAUUUCCGGUAUGUAUACUAG
Molecule: messenger RNA, 1380 nt
Organism: Cryphonectria parasitica EP155
Lineage: Eukaryota; Fungi; Ascomycota; Sordariomycetes; Diaporthales; Cryphonectriaceae
Exons: 4
Coding region: 1-1380 (459 amino acids)
Biological process (GO): transmembrane transport
Cellular component (GO): membrane
Molecular function (GO): transmembrane transporter activity
Source: RefSeq, a predicted model, not a curated record